AUGUCUCGCUCCGGGGGCCUCGCGGUGCUGCUGCUCCUGGUGCUCGCCGCCAGGGCGGCCGCGGCGAUCAAGCCAUUGGAGGAGGAGCCGCAGGGCGGCAAGUGGACGGACCAGCUCACGGCGGAAGCGGCGAUCAAGCCAUCGGAGGAGCAGCCGCAGGACGGCAACCACCUCACGGCGGCCAAGGGCCUGCUGGGGGAGGAGCCCGCCGCGCGGCUGGCGUACGUCCGGACGGAGGAGAAGAAGGACAGCGAGGACGCGGCGACGAUGCCGUUGGAGGGGAUGAAGCCGGGCGGCGGCGUGGCGAUCCAGCAGGGCGGCGACCCGGGCACGGUGCCGUCGGCGUCGUCGGGGAGCGGCGAGCAUGCGAAGGAGGAGAGCGGCGAGCACGGCAAGGAGGGGAGCAGCAGCACCAGCAAGGAGGGGGAGAAGUCGGCCAAGAGCUGCCUGACCAAGGAGGAGUGCCACAAGAAGCGGCUGCUGUGCGGCAAGGGCUGCACCAUGUCCGCCCACGCCAAGUGCGCCGCCAAGUGCUCCAAGUCCUGCAUCGCCACCUGCUAG
Aegilops tauschii subsp. strangulata is the source of this 561-nucleotide messenger RNA. RefSeq lists its product as uncharacterized. The record is from RefSeq and is a predicted model, not a curated record. Lineage: Eukaryota; Viridiplantae; Streptophyta; Magnoliopsida; Poales; Poaceae.